AUGGUAGUUUCCAAGAUUAAGGAGGUGGCAAUAUUACCGAAAAAAAUUAACCUGCAAAGCGGAGAGAAAAAAAGGAAGAAAGGUGAGCGAAAGAGGAGGACACGAAGAAUACGGUGCGCUUGGAUUUUUGUAAGACCUACUCCUUUUAGUAAGCUCCAGAAAAGUUUUCAUAAGACCCACGACUUGAAGAAUUUCAACUCGUUAAAGGAGACCGCGCAGUAUUCGCUACAAGUGGAGUUGGCAUUAAGGUUCAAAAGUUGGAGUAAAAAGCGUAACUGGAAAAUUUCUUUAACAAAAAUUUCGAUGAUGCCCGACUCCUGUUGCUGCUAAAUACCCCCUAAAACCCAACCCGAAAUUCUCGCCAUCGAGAAAGUAGCGAGCAAUAGUAGAAUCGCCCGAGAGCAGCUCCGAUCGACUUUGAUACUCGAUAGACGACGACAA
This is a messenger RNA of Drosophila subpulchrella, 441 nucleotides long. RefSeq lists its product as uncharacterized. The transcript is spliced from 6 exons. The record is from RefSeq and is a predicted model, not a curated record. The coding region runs from base 1 to 330 and encodes 109 amino acids. Lineage: Eukaryota; Metazoa; Arthropoda; Insecta; Diptera; Drosophilidae.